Syzygium oleosum is the source of this 960-nucleotide messenger RNA. Its product is annotated as mavicyanin. The coding region runs from base 280 to 798 and encodes 172 amino acids. The record is from RefSeq and is a predicted model, not a curated record. NCBI's taxonomy places the organism in Eukaryota, Viridiplantae, Streptophyta, Magnoliopsida, Myrtales, Myrtaceae. Gene Ontology annotation, cellular component: plasma membrane. The transcript is spliced from 2 exons. Gene Ontology annotation, molecular function: electron transfer activity.
CACUGCCUUUUCUCUCUCUGCUCUGCUUUGCUCUCUCUCUCUCUCUCUUUCUGAGAGCCGCAAUUCAGUUCUCUCCCGCACAAACUUCCAACCUCCACACGUCCAAAUCCCAGGUCGCUUAGCCUGAUUAUCAUCUUUCCAGAAAGAAAAGAACCCUCGUCUCUUUCUCGGUCAGUCCUUCUCUGUCUCUCCCGGUUUCUUUAAAUAUACUGCCCGAGUUCUCUCCUCGAAUCGUAAGAAAGACGGUCUGGUUUGUAAGUUGGUCUUCGAGAGACAGAGAUGGGUGUGUUGAUGUUGAUGAUGAUGGCGGCGGCGGCGAUGGCGAAGCUGUGCGAUGCAGCAGUGUACAAGGUUGGAGACACGGCGGGUUGGACCACCAUUGGCAACGUCGACUACAAGCAGUGGUCUGCCAUCAAGACCUUCCAGCUUGGCGAUACCGUCAUUUUUCAAUACAAUGCCCAAUUUCAUAACGUGAUGCACGUGACGCACGCCGAGUUCCGGGCCUGCAAUACCACAUCUCCCAAGGCGACCUACACGACCGGCAAUGACUCGAUCACCCUCACCAACCGCGGCCACCACUACUUCUUCUGCGGUGUCCCGGGUCAUUGCCAAGCCGGCCAGAAGGUCGACAUCAACGUGCUUCGCAACCCCGUGAGUGCACAGACCCCUUCGCCGUUGGCUGUCCCUGUUUCAGGCAACCAGGAGCCUUCUCCAAAUGGCGGCCAUCUGCCUCGCACUUCGAAGGCCUCCUUUGCGAUGCUCGGAUUGCUUUCGGUAGUUCUUGUGGUUUGCUGUUAAUGUUGUUCUUGCUUCUGAGUCACCUUGUGUUUUGGUAUAUACAUUGAGCUCGAGCAGUCAAACUGAAUCCGGCUAGAAACUUCCAGAUUAUACACAAAUCCACUGUAUACUUUUUGUUUUGUUCUGAUUGAUUUCCUCUGUAUUACACAUCUCUUUUGUUUA